Molecule: messenger RNA, 450 nt
Organism: Microthlaspi erraticum
Lineage: Eukaryota; Viridiplantae; Streptophyta; Magnoliopsida; Brassicales; Brassicaceae
Source: the annotation of a GenBank genome assembly
AUGGUGUUUGGAUGUCUCCUUGGGGAAAAUUGUAAUCACUCUAGAGAUUUAUGGUUGGAAGCAGAGGAGAGAGGAAUCAACAUGCUUUUCCUGAUAGGUGGUAACGGUACUCAUGCUGGAGCUAACGCUAUACACGAUGAAUGCCGCAAAAGAAAGAUGAAGGUAGCUGUAGUUGGUGUGCCAAAAACCAUUGACAAUGAUAUUUUUCAUAUGAAAGAAGCUCAACGAGCUAUCAACUCUGCCUACAUUGAGGCACAGAGUGCUUGUCAUUGCAUUGGUAUUGUAAAACUUAUGGGUCGUAAAAGUGGUUUCAUAGCGAUGCAAGCCUCUCUAGCAAGUGGACAAGUCGACAUCUGUUUGAUUCCUGAGGUUCCUUUUAAUCUUCAUGGACCUCAUGGUGUGCUGAAGCAUUUGUUCCUUGUUCAUGCAACAAACUUCAUGGUGUGCUGA